UUAUAAUCUGUGGUUACGUCGUCACGUGCUUUAAAAAUAGCGUCAAUAAGAAUGUAAACAAACAUUUGAAUAUUCAAAAAAAUGUUUUUGAGACAGAAUUUCCUGCCAAAAAACCUCAGGGACACAGCUGUAACAACUUUCACGUUCACAGUAAUUCCGUUGAUGUAUUAUUUUGAACUAUUUGUGGUGUUGCCACGAUACUAUGAGCAAUGGAGUCCAGCCUACAACUUUCAUUUCACCAUUGGAACUUUCAUGUUAUUCAAUAUAUGCUCGAAUUUGGUUGCCAUAAUGCUAUGUGAUACCAGCAUUAAAGGAAGAGUUAUACCGGCAGAAAUAAAUCCCGACUGGAGAUAUUGCACUGUGUGUGAAACGAUAGCUCCUCCAAGAUCAUGGCACUGUGAAAUCUGCAACAUUUGUAUCUUGAAGAAGGACCAUCACUGUAUCUUCACUGGUUGCUGUAUAGGGCACGAUAACCAUAGGUGUUUUGUCAUACUACCACAUAGAUUUGAUGUUGAGAGGGACUGUAACACACGAAAAGAAAGAUAAGCGUAAAUAUGAUAGGGGGAAGUUAGAGAAUACCAAAAGUGUUCUAGGAGAAAGAUGGUAUUUAACAUGGAUUUGUCCAUGGAUUGAAAGCAAAUUGCCUUGUGAUGGAGUGCAUUGGGAUUCUAGUCUUUCUCCAAAAGUCCAGUAAGAUGUCCAAUAUAUACAGAAAUAUUUUGGGAAUUGCCUUGUUCAUUUCUCUGAGAGUACAGUCUGAAGAUCAUCUCACAAAUUUUCUUUUUUAAAUAUAUACCUAGUAUUCCUGUUCUGUAAGUUAUAUAAUAAUUCAUUAUUCAUACUAAUUGCUUGGUCUUUAUAACACAACUACCAAGUGCAACCCAGUUAUUUUAAGUCAUGUUUUCUUCUUUCUUUCAGUUGAGCAUUGUGCAAAGAAUUAAGUAAGGUAUUGUUAUAUCAGCUCACAAUAAUUAAAAGCUCAACUGUGUUUUUCUUGUGAUAUACUGUAUUAAAAAAAUUAUUGAUUAUUGCUUCUAUAAAUGUAUAUUGGGGUUUCCUGUAUUUAAGUAUUUUUCUCUUUCAAAUGUAAGUUCUGGAUCCUCUUUUCUAACAUUUGCACAACAUGUCAAUUAUCAGUAGGAAACUGAUAACUGAAUGUGUAUGUCCACUUAGUUUCAUUCUGAGUUUUGCUAUCUGUACUUACAACUACCAACAUAAUUUAUAUAUGAAUUAAAUAUUUUGUUAAAAUAUCUGUAAGUGGUAUUUACAAAUAUUAACAGGAUACAUGUGUCUUAUGGUGUACAUAUUUUUCUCAUAAUGUAUGUGGUCUUAUGUGUAAAAGCAUUUGAUAAUUGUAUUUUUGAUGUUGAUAAUAAAAUAUUGAGUAGGUACUUUCAAAUAUGUUUAUUUUGUUGUAAAUAUAUAAAAUUUUCGUUAUAAAUGGCACUUAAGUGUAAUGAGAUAGAUGAAAAUGUCAUGUAAUAAAUAACACAUUCCGUUUUGAUAUCUGAGAUAAAAAUAAACGUUUUCCAAUCAAUAUAUGCAAUGCUAUAAAUUUUUAUAAAAUGUCCUAUAAAGGUAACUUAAAAUUAUAACUACUCUGUCACAAAUCACAUCACAAUAGUUUCUGAUUUUAUUCAUGGACUACUUAUAAGGAAAUUGCUUAUUUUACCAUUCUGAACAAUAUCAUAAAACAAAUUGAAGAAUGUACCCCUGCUCGUGUUUUAUUAUCA
Acanthoscelides obtectus is the source of this 1733-nucleotide messenger RNA. NCBI's taxonomy places the organism in Eukaryota, Metazoa, Arthropoda, Insecta, Coleoptera, Chrysomelidae. The record is from the annotation of a GenBank genome assembly.